Vitrella brassicaformis is the source of this 1763-nucleotide messenger RNA. The record is from the annotation of a GenBank genome assembly. NCBI's taxonomy places the organism in Eukaryota, Vitrellaceae.
GUCCCGACCUCUCUCUCCCAUUCCUUUCCUCUCUCAUCGUGCACGCGGACGCCACAGGGAAUGGGUUGCGGACCCUCCUCUUCUCGAGCGCAAGUGUCGGCGCUACCGCCGGCUGCUCCACCAGGCGACCCCAUCACCAAGUAUGUGCAGCUCGAGGUGGACGACAAGACCAGCCCGGUGCACCAGAUCAACUGCCACACCAACAUGACCAUGGAGGAAUUCAACCACGCCGUCAACGUGGCCUCCGGAGCCACCACUCGUCAAGAGGGUCUGUUGGGGGAGCAUGUCAAGUGGCUCAAGACCAGCGGCGGCACUGUGGGUGGCUUGCUGUAUGGUCGGGGGGACACUCAGGAGAACCUAAUCGUCAUCGUCAUCCAAACCCAGUCUCAGAACGGUCAGUGAGUGACGACCCGCAGCAGACGAACAGACAAGACACACCAUCGUUGUUUGUGUUGAUCCAGAGUCGGACGCACGGACUGCGGCCAGCACGAGGAGCGCCCAGAUGUGCCAUCUGUGUCUGGAUGACUCCGGAUCAAUGCGCGGAAGCCGGCUGCAGAAGGGCAAGAGCGCACUCAAGGCCCUCCAGCCUCGACUCGAUGUCACGCCCACCAAUGUGCAUCUGAUCGGCGGCACUAGCAACAGCCGGCUCAUCUACCGCCACACCGACAAACUGACGGCGCGCGGCUUGGACAAGGCGUGGACGGCAAAUGGUGGUGCAACAUACCUGUGGGAGUACGUUUACAAGUCGACGAUGGACUACAAGGACCAGGAGCACGAUCUGAUCAUCAUCACUGAUGGGGAGGACAACCACUCCCCAGCUCCAUUCAGAGGACUCACCGGCUUCAACGAGCUCAUGACACGCAUGAAGGGGUAAGCACAAAGAGCGGAUCGUUCGACAUACACACACAUUCUCUCUCUCACUGUGUCUGUCCCUGCGUGUGGUCUGUUCUCCUCUCCUUCAGCAACAUCCGUGUCUCGUUGCUUCUGAUCGGCAGCGGCCUGAGCGGCUCGCAGGCCAAAGUGUACCACCACCUCUGCCUGGCCACCGGUGGCGUCUACCACCACCAGCCCGACAACGACAACGACUUCUCGCUGGUCAUGCAGCAGUUCGUCACGCCACUGCUGCUCACACAGGCCGAGCGGGAGACUGUGGCGUUUGAGCAGAGGUGCGAGUACGAGAACCUGGUGGCCAAGGGGGAGGCGACGCAAUUCGACUGGUACAAGCCGAUUGACAACAAACCAGCGGCAGAUGCAGCCGACAAGCCAGUGGCGGAUGCCUCCACAUGACGAGAGAAGGAUGACUGGUGGUGGGUGCUGUAUGAGUUCGAUUGGUGGUCUGUGUGUGGUUUGUCUGUGCAUUGCAUUGUUGGGUGGUGGGUGUGUUUCUGUGACUGCAUCAUUCUGUAGGACGUAGGCGUAGGUAGGUAGGUUGUGUGUGUGUCGCUGUCUGUCUGUCUGUCAUCUCUCUAGGACACGGGACGUACGCAUGUAGUUGUGUGUUGUGCGAUGUAAUGUACAAGAUCGAUCCGAUCGAUCAUGUGUGUCAUUUUAUCAGUCAGUUGUGCCUGCUUUGCUCGUCGUGUGUGAGAUAUGUGGUGGGUGCCUUUGGUUGUGGUGUAUGCCUGCACUCGGUGCAGGUAGCUCCGUACGAUCGCUGACGGCUGCAUGCCCUCAUGUAUGGCACCAACUGUGGACCCGGAACGGUACUCGUGAUUCUCGUGAUUUGUCUUUGGUGCCUGAUGGGUUUGCUUGAACAAACAAAU